AUGGAGAACGUUGGUUUUCCAUCAGGCGGUGAGUGUGGUGAGGAGAUAGAACGCGCCCUAAUGGAUCUGGGACCGCUGCUAGGUGUUACCAUCAAAGAAGAGGCUCCGGACGAACUCACCGAGGGGUCUUCAUCACGAAUUAAUGUAAGCGGCACAGAUGGAACAAAUCCAGUGGCCGGUGAGGUUAGCAAGACGGAGGAGAAUGCCGAUUCCCUGGCAUCUCCGACACGAGCCAACUUCCUCAGUACUCGUUGUGUGUUCUGUAACACACAACUCGCUCAAACAGAUGGAGUGCCCAAGCUUAUGGAGUGUUUACAUUCAGCGUGCGAGCCGUGCAUCAAGUCGAAGAUUGAGGAGAAACUGGCCGGCAGCAGGGACUUCUUAGGGGCUGGUCGUGUGACUAUCCGUUGUUCAGCGUGUAGGCUCCACUGUCAGCCUGGGAACAUGAUCGAUCAGAGGUUCGUGAUGGAGAAGGUGGCCCUCGAACAUACGGGCAACAACGGCUCCCUUAGCGGCGAGCAGGCGUGUAACAGCUGCGAAGACUCGGAGCCGGCCACCAGCUACUGUGUUGACUGUGCAGAGUUCAUCUGUGACAACUGUGUACACGCGCACCAGAGGCUUAAGAUAACCAAGGACCACACUAUAAAGUGUAAAGAGGAGGCGGUUUCGGAGCUACAGGCGGCGCAGGCGGGCGCACGGACCGCGCACGACAUGUACUGCAGGGAUCACCCACAGGAGCGGUUGACGUUGUUCUGUGAGACGUGCGACCGGCUGACGUGUCGCGACUGUCAGCUACAGCAUCACAGGGACCACAAGUACCAGUUUAGUACAGAGAUGGCAGCCCAGGCUCGUGGUAACAUCGCAGCGCUGCUAUCGGAAGUGAGUUACAAACGUGUGUUGUUGGGGUCCGCUAUGAAGGUCAUCAAGGACAGACAGAUGCUCAUAGCUGAUAAGAAGAAGGCAUUAGUACACGAAAUAACACAGACGGUCGUUAAAUUAACGAACGCCAUCAACACUCGCGGCAAGCAGCUGGUGUUGCGUCUGAACGAGGUGUGUGACGCCAAGCAGAGGACGCUCAGCGAGAAGAAAGACGCUCUAGAACAACUGGCGGCCAUUACAGACCACUGUGUGGACUUUGUUAAUGCUGCUCUAGAACAGGGUAGUGAUACAGCGGUGCUCCACAGUAAGCGGGCGGUGUGUGCUCACUUACAGAGGAUCAAGAGUCGCCGAGCGGACAUACCCAACCCGGAGAUACCCGUGAGGAUAUCACUGGCGCUAGACAAACUACCCGACCUUAUUAGAGUGCUCUCAAAUAUCGGAGCGAUAGUGGUGGAUGGGAAGGUGGACGGCGGGUCGGGGGGCAGCCCGGGGCCGGCGGGGGGAAGCGGCGGGAUGGCGGGGGGAGGGACAGGGGGCGGGGCUACGGGAGUAGGCGGGGCAGGGGGAGGGGCUGGUAACAGCGGGCCGGGGCCGCUGGGGCCCUACCACGCCGCUGCGCCGCCGCACUCCGCCGUAGUCGCGCUGCAACAGGUCGCCAUGCAUCAGUCGUACGUGCAGGCUGUGUCUGGUCCGGGCAGCGCGGCGGGCAGUCCGGGCGGCGCGGCCUACCUCGGGCUGCAGAGACCGCGCGCUCACACGCCGCUGAGACACCCGCACGUGACCUCCACCACACACCCUCACCACCUGCACGGGAUGAACGAGAUGAACCUCAACCUGCGCGGGCUGCUGAACGCGAGCGGUGUGAGGCGCGCCCCGCCGCCCGGACCCCCGCCCGCCGCAGCCGGGCCGCCGCACGCCAUGCAGCACGCGUACCACCACCAGAUGAUGGGCGGCUACGGGAAUACAGUGUACGGGAGCGGCGCGGCGGGCGGAGCGACCAGCGGCAGGAGAAGCGGAGGGCCUAGGACCCCCUCCCCCGCGCCCCACCACCCGCUGGCCCCGCACCACGCGCACCAGCCGCCCGCCAAGUGGCACAUACCGCAACACGGACUGGCCAACGUGGACAUGUUGUCAGCGGGUGUGACCGAAGGCGGCCUUACUCCGGCGGCCGACUACAAGAUCACGCUGGGUCGAGCGCGCGCCGCCUCCGCCGUCACCUCGACAAACCCGAAGACACCCAGCCCCAGCCUCAAUGGAGCGGGCGCGUCUGAAUUGGACAAAGUGUGCGCGGAGUCUGUCCAAGACUUGAUGGCGACUAUCGCCAAGUUGGACUCGAACGGCGUUCAAGUUGUAGCGGAGGCUGCGGGCGCUGCGGGGGCCGCGGGGGCGAACUCCCCGGCCAUAGUACACUCGUCCACGGACGGGGGCGGAGCGCCGGCCGCCGCCCCCGCCGCCGGGGACCCCAACGAGGACUGGUGCGCCGUGUGUAUGGACGGAGGGGAGCUAAUGUGUUGUGACAAGUGCCCCAAAGUAUUCCACCAGUAUUGCCACAUACCUACCAUCGAGAAACUGCCAGAAGAGACAGAAUCAUGGCAGUGUCUUCUAUGCGUGAACUUCGCUGAGGAAUCAUCAUCUGAAGAAUUAGAAGCAGACGGUGAGCUUGGGGCGCGCGGACGACGACUUGUGGAACGAAUCACUUUGGAAAUGUACUGCCAGUAUGAACUAUCACUGGCCUUCAGAGAGGCCGUACCCGCCACUGAUAUACACUACCACAACCUUAUCGACCGUCCCAUGUGUCUGGAUACAAUCCGCGCGCGCCUCCAGCCCCGCUCUCCGUCUCGAUACACGCGCAUCGACCAGUUCGUGUCUGACUGUCGGCUGCUCUUCCGCAACGCGUACAAAUAUAACACGCCGGACUCCCAAAUGUAUAAAGACGCCAAACGUCUCGAGGAGUUCUUCGAUUCUCAGCUAAUGAAGUGGCUGCCGGAGUUCGCAUACUGGAGCGGUGAAGGCGAGCCGCCGAGGAAGAGGCCGCGGUGUGACUGA
This is a messenger RNA of Danaus chrysippus (African queen), 2925 nucleotides long. The record is from the annotation of a GenBank genome assembly. NCBI's taxonomy places the organism in Eukaryota, Metazoa, Arthropoda, Insecta, Lepidoptera, Nymphalidae.